UCGGCGGGUGACGACUUGUUUUGCUGUUGGCUCUCUCUCUGAAUCCUCCUCACACGUGAGCUCGCGGCGGAAGACGGAGCAGCCUCCCCGUCGGCCUUCAGGAGGGGCUGAAGGUGACUCUCCUCUCGGCUGGGAUGCACAGGCAGCUGCUGGGGGUCCGUCCGGCCCGCUACACGGUCCUGCUCCGGGAAUAACGGCGCACCCCUGCUGGGAGGGGGGGGAGGGCUCCGAGCGCUCACCGAAACCUGCGACCCUGCUGCUGCUGGGAGAGCGGGUCAUUUUCCUGCUUUAAACAGAGGACACGAGAGAAAAGAGGACUCUCUCUCUCUCUCUGUCUGUCUGUCUGUCUGUCUCCCCCUCUCGCCCCCCUCACCCGUGUGUGUGUGUGUGUGUGUGUGUGUGUGUGUGUGUGUGUGUGUGUGUGUGUGUGUGUGUGUGGCUCGGGCUCCGGUGGUGGGUGUGCAUGCAUGUGUUCUGCACCGUACGGGCGGAAAAAGCGCCCAAGAUCUGCAGGGAUCAUUUUCCCCGUCAGUAAAGUGGCGCAGACGGAGCCGGAGCGCCGGGAGAGCACGGAGGGGGCCGUGGACGGCAGCAGGAUGACUGUCCAGGAAUUCAACACCCUCGUCGCGCUGUACCGGGAGCAGGUGAUCUCCGUCGGGGAGAUCUCAGCCGACUGUCCGUCUCUGCGGGCUCAGAUGCACCACACACGGUCCAAAGGAUGCUCCAUGGCCCGGGCUGCUCACCAGGACCUCGCCGACAUCUCUGUCUCAGGUCCAGAGGAUGGAGAGAUCCACCCUGAGAUCUGUCGGCUCUUCAUCCAGCUGCAGUGCUGCCUGGAGAUGUUCAUAACAGAGAUGCUCAAAUCCAUGUGCCUGCUGGGGGUGCUGCAGCUGCACAGAAAAAGAACGGACUCAGAGCCGAGGGUGGACUUCAGGAUGGAUGAAAGCUCAGACGCUCCCAUCCUGGAAGACCGAUCCUCGUCGCCCAUCGACUUCCUGCAGGAGCAGUGGCUGGUGGGAACCGAUAUUGAAAAUAUAGAGAGAGAUAUGCGAGAGAUGCGAAACUUACUCAGCAAACUCAGGGACACGAUGCCAUUGCCACUGAAGAACCAAGAUGACAGCAGCCUGUUGAAUCUGACUCCAGGUCCACUGGUCAGACAGAGGAAGAGACGCUUCCCCGGACUCUGCUGCAUGGUGUCCGGCUGAGAGUCUGACGGCGGCGCAGUCGGCACCCGCAGGAAAAGACUUUUAUUUGAUCACAUUUUGUGAUGUACGCUUAAAAAAGGGAAUCCUGAAUCCUCAUACAUUUUAUCCUUCAGAGUUUUUCUUUUCAUACUAUCUAAAAUUGUAAUAUUGUAGUAUAUGUUAUCAGAUCCUGUCCCGUUUGUCUUCUUCAUCUUGAUGUUCCUUUUUUUUUUUUUUUUUUUUUUUUCUAAAGCCGGUCGAUCGCUCGUUUCUUGAGAUCUGCCACUCAGCUCGCUCCGGUGUGGUCAGUUUUCUUGUGUAAAAAUUCUGGCUCGGAUGGUAUUUGGAUUUGGUUUUUGGAUCUUCAAACAUAUUUUUUUUCCAACAGUGGGGAGGGCGGUAUAUUGAACCUAGCAGUCAGAAAAGAAUAAAAUAAAA
Molecule: messenger RNA, 1622 nt
Organism: Acanthopagrus latus (yellowfin seabream)
Lineage: Eukaryota; Metazoa; Chordata; Actinopteri; Spariformes; Sparidae
Gene: rgs7bpb
Product: regulator of G protein signaling 7 binding protein b
Exons: 6
Coding region: 468-1205 (245 amino acids)
Biological process (GO): G protein-coupled receptor signaling pathway
Cellular component (GO): neuron projection; postsynapse; nucleus
Source: RefSeq, a predicted model, not a curated record